This is a messenger RNA of Eremothecium cymbalariae DBVPG#7215, 852 nucleotides long. RefSeq names its product phosphoric diester hydrolase (gene USB1). Lineage: Eukaryota; Fungi; Ascomycota; Saccharomycetes; Saccharomycetales; Saccharomycetaceae. The record is from RefSeq and is a predicted model, not a curated record. The coding region runs from base 1 to 852 and encodes 283 amino acids. The transcript has a single exon. Gene Ontology annotation, molecular function: nuclease activity. Gene Ontology annotation, biological process: U6 snRNA 3'-end processing.
AUGAACCUGAUAAGGUCUAAUUACGAUACAGAUAGUGACGUUGAAUCAGAAAUCGAAAGGGAACACGAACAGGAACACGAACAGCUACCCUGUAUACCUGACAAAGUGAUUUAUAGAUACCAGAAAGAUCCAAAGAUGAGUACAAGUUUGUCUCAAUUAUCUAAGAAAAGAAACUGGUCGGCGUUUGCAUUCAUUGAGUUCCAAUUGACGCAGCAGCAACUUUUCGUGAUGAAUAAUCUCGUGAGGGAAGUUAAUGAGACCAUGAAGACAGAAAAGGUGUAUUUCUCACCUCUUUUUUACGGACGAAUGAACGCAGUGAAGCCGCUGCACAUUUCUCUUUCACCAACGCUCAUGUUUCCUGACCAGCAGUCAAUUAGUGAUUGGAUUCAGGCAUUCAAAAGCAAAAUAACACAGGAUACUACAUUGAGACGAUUCAAUGUUCAUUUGCAACCAGAAUGGAGUCUUUAUCCAAACUUUGAUAAGACAGUCUGGUUUUUAUCACUGCCGGUCGUGCGAAACUCGGGGCAAGAAGACAUAUUGCCAAAGAUAACAGGUCAUUUAAAGACAUCUAGUAUGGAACAUGGUGCGAGUUUCGGACAUCUUUCCUUUGAAGAGGUACUCGAAAAGCUCCAUUUAUCUGUAGCAUCCGAUCCAAACAACCCCACAAGUGUCAAGUUCCUUCGAAAUCAAGACCAGAUUGGUCUAGAACACAAUCUGUUAAAACUUCAAAAGAGGCUACAAAAUGCGAAUAGCCUUCUCCAAACCAGCGGCAUCGCCCAAUUUCAGGUUAAAUGUACCGAACUUAAAAUCAAACGCGAUAACUCAAUAAUAAGUAUACCGUUACCGUACUGA